This is a messenger RNA of Oncorhynchus gorbuscha (pink salmon), 899 nucleotides long. Its product is annotated as zinc finger MYND domain-containing protein 15-like. The transcript is spliced from 5 exons. Gene Ontology annotation, biological process: negative regulation of DNA-templated transcription. The record is from RefSeq and is a predicted model, not a curated record. Gene Ontology annotation, molecular function: histone deacetylase binding. The coding region runs from base 180 to 797 and encodes 205 amino acids. NCBI's taxonomy places the organism in Eukaryota, Metazoa, Chordata, Actinopteri, Salmoniformes, Salmonidae.
CUGUCUGUCUGUCUGUCUGUCUGUCUGUCUGUCUGUCUGUCUGUCUGUCUGUCUGUCUGUCUGUCUGUCUGUCUGUCUGUCUGUCUGUCUGUCUGUCUCUCUCUCUCUAUCUCUGCCUGCCUGCCUUUGUUUUACUGCCUCCCCUCCACCAAUAGGAAUUGUCCGUUCUCCUGCCGCACAUGACCUUUGAACUGGUUUUCAUAGGGGAGGGACUUCCCCCUGAAAGUGAUGAGGAGCAGCUCUUUCUGCAGAAGAAGAACGGCCGUGUCCACCUGGUUAACCCCAGCUUCACCCCGGAUGAGAAGUUGGACAGGAGGAGUAUCCGGGUCAAAGGUUACCGCAGGGCCUAUCACAUGCUGCAAGGGCCCAAACCUGACCUGGUGAUUGGCUUCAGACCGGCGAUCCUGCAUCAGGAGUCGUGGCUCAGCACACUCCCUAGGCUCCAGUCCCUGAGGGUUCCAGCCUACUUCUGUGAGGUCGGGGAGUUGAGCUGUGUGUGCAGCCAGCAGGUGAUGAGCCAGGCCACCGGGGGCACCCUCUCCCCUGCACACAUCAACCCCUUCCACUGCCCCCUGCGCAUCACUGGAGGAGAUAACAUGCUGCCCUGGUAUUCCAAUGCCUUCAUCUUCCAUCUGAGGUACAAGGCCGUACAUAGUGAGAAACGACCUUCUGUGGCCUACCCCAAAGCCCCGCCUCUGCAGGUAGAGACGGCCAAUCAGGAACCUGACUACCCUGUGAAGAUGAGUCGCAGGGAUAGGAAGCAGGCCGCCCGCAAUAUGCCCCGCAAACGCAAAUGAUGAUAACAACAUGCACACACGUACGCACUCAAACACAAACGUAUACACACUGGCACACACACACACACACUGGCACACACACACACACACACACACACUGGC